UAAGCAUUCAGUUCAAUGAUUGGAAGGAUCUUCAGCGUUAUAGUAUGGGGUCCUCUUAUUUAUCCGACUUUAUCUCAGUCAGUAGAAAAGAGUCUCAUCGUGGAAGGCAAGAGGGAAAAGAAAAAAGUAGAGAGGUUGACAAUGCAAGUCUCUUCUUUACAAAGAGAGCCAUUUACAAUUGCACAAGGAAAGGGGCAGAAACUGUGUGAAAUUGAAAGGAUACAUUUUUUUCUGAGUAAGAAGAAAACAGAUGAACUUAGAAAUCUACAUAAACUACUUUAUAACAGACCAGGCACAGUUUCCUCAUUAAAGAAGAAUGUGGGUCAGUUCAGUGGCUUUCCAUUUGAAAAAGGAAGUACCCAAUAUAAAAAGAAGGAAGAAAUGUUGAAAAAAUUUAGAAAUGCCAUGUUAAAAAGCAUCUGUGAGGUUCUUGAUUUGGAGAGAUCAGGUGUAAAUAGUGAACUGGUGAAGAGGAUCUUGAAUUUCUUAAUGCAUCCAAAGCCUUCUGGCAAACCAUUGCCAAAAUCUAAAAAAACUUCUAGUAAAGGCAACAAAAAGGAACGGAACAGUUCUGGAAUGGCAAGGAAAGCAAAGCGAACCAAAUGUCCUGAGAUUCUGUCAGAUGAAUCUAGCAGUGAUGAAGAGGAAAAGAAAAACAAAGAAGAGUCUUCAGAGGAUGAAGAUAAAGAAAGUGAAGAGGAGCCACCAAAAAAGACAUCUAAAAAAGAAAAACCUAAACAGAAAGCCACUUCUAAAAGUAAAAAAUCUGUAAAGAAUGCUAAUGUGAAAAAGGCAGAUAGCAGCACCACCAAGAAGAAUCAAAACAGUUCCAAAAAAGAAAGUGAAUCUGAGGAUAGUUCAGAUGAUGAACCUUUAAUUAAAAAACUGAAGAAACCUCCUACAGAUGAAGAGUUAAAGGAAACAGUAAAGAAAUUAUUGGCCAGUGCUAACUUGGAGGAAGUUACAAUGAAACAGAUUUGCAAAAAGGUAUAUGAAAAUUACCCUGCUUAUGAUUUAACUGAAAGAAAAGGUUUCAUAAAAACAACUGUUAAAGAGCUAAUUUCUUGAGAUAGAGGACAGAGACAGAUGGCUUGUUCCAUGGAUUUAAAGAUUUCAUUUAUACCAUUAUACCAGCAAAGAGAAUGUAUUUCCUUUUCUAAAUCCUUGCAAGCAUUGUGUUGGUAGAAUUUACUGCUGACUUUUUUAUCUUGGGUGUUAACGUAAAUUUGCAUUUGCCAUUUUUUAAAUUGCAUUUCUAUGCAGUUUUUAGUUUAAAAUUUUGCAUGGCAGUAAUUGUUCCUUGCUUUUAUAGUUGCAUUUUGUACAUUUUGGAUUUCUUUAUAUAAGGUCAUAGAUUCUUAAACUGUUAUAGUUUUUAGUGCAGUUAAUAUUAGCUUAAGACAUUUUUAAUUGACUAGGACAGAAACUAUUAUAACUGGCAUUUAUACAUGCAGAAACCAAUGCAGUAUUUAGUAUAUGACAUAUUUUGAAUACAGCACAUUUGUCGGUGUAAAAACUCAAUGGCAGUGUGUUCAUCAUAUUAAGAAUGUACAAGCUUUAGCUGUCCAGAUGACUAAAUUGGAACUUUUCUCCUGCAUGUAUAGAUAUGUCAAUUUGUCAGCAUGAUGAAAGUGACAGAUGUUAUUUUUGUAUUUUCAAAAACAAAUUGGUUGUAUAUAGUUUUUUUAUUUCUUUUGUGAGAUCAAUUUUUAAACCCAUAUAGAUAGGUAUCUUUACCGUUAUAAACUCAAAUGUCAGUGUUCAGCCAGAUGGUAGUACAGAGCAGUGGAAGUCAGAAUUCAGUAAAGAAAACACUGAAGGACACGAACAGAUAGUUCUCUACUUUGAAAGUGUCAUCGAUUUGUAGUUUUAGUUUCAAUUCUGCAACCAUUGUCUGUAGACACAUUUUCUAUUAAGGAUAGACCAAAUCAACAGAACUUCAAAAAUUUAGGGAAAAUUGGGAUUAAGUCCAAGAACAUUUGGCUUAUAAUAAAUGACUGAUUUUUUAUUAACUGCUUUUGCCCAUAAAAAAUGCUGAUAUUUACAGGAAACCAGGACCUUUAUAAUUAUGACAAAAAGUACAAGGUGUAAUGCCAGAAUUGUGUAGGCAGUAGUAUCUCUGACAAAGUAUUUCUCAAAAAUGGUAAGACUUAUUUUUAACAUUAAAGAAAUUUAAUGUGUCUGUAGUAUUAGAACUAUUGGGUUUUAAAUUUUGCCUAAUCAGGAUUCUAGGUGAUUCAACAUAUGGGCCACCCCUGAAUGAAACUAAUUUGUCUUUUAAAUUGACUGUUUUAAUCAGUUUAUUAAUUAAUUUCUGAAUUUUAAAACAUGCUGCUUGAGAGAAUUAGGCCUUUUGAUAAACCAGUUGAGUAUUUAAAAUAAAAAUAUCUUUGCAUCAUGGAACAGAAAUAUGUAAACAUCUAUUGUUAACAGGUGUUUUCACAAUUUUGAUUUGUUUCUUGAUAAAGUUGUUAAGAUGUUAGGAAAAGAUACACUUAAUAAACGAAUGAAAUAAACUAAG
Molecule: messenger RNA, 2521 nt
Organism: Myotis davidii
Lineage: Eukaryota; Metazoa; Chordata; Mammalia; Chiroptera; Vespertilionidae
Gene: DEK
Product: DEK proto-oncogene
Exons: 10
Coding region: 16-1068 (350 amino acids)
Biological process (GO): chromatin organization; regulation of double-strand break repair
Cellular component (GO): nucleus
Molecular function (GO): histone binding; DNA binding
Source: RefSeq, a predicted model, not a curated record